AUGAAGAAGCUUGGAGAAGGCACCUUUGGAGCUGUAUACAUGGUCCAGGAUGGAAAGGGAAAAAAAUACGCAAUGAAGGUAGAAAGCAUUAACGAAAAAGUUCCGCUCCUUCGCCUCGAACUUCUUGUAAUGCAACGUCUUCAAGCAAGACAUGCUGUACAUAUGGCUGAUUUAAUAGAUAAAGGACAUUCUGACACAUUUAAUUACAUUAUAAUGAAACUACUUGGGAAAUCUCUACAGGUGGCAAAGAAAACUGGUCCUGACAAGCAUUUAUCGCUUGGGCCAGCUAUCGGAUGUGCGAUACAGUGUUUAGAAGCUUUGGAGGAACUACAUUGGACGGGAUUUUUGCAUAGGUUUGUAAAAAUAAAGCCGAGUAUGUGGUUGUUAUGUAUGUCGCAAAAGUGUACCUAUAAUCACGACGAAUUCGCCGUUAUCGUUCCUUGUUACUUUUAAUA
Messenger RNA from Strongylus vulgaris, 455 nucleotides. NCBI's taxonomy places the organism in Eukaryota, Metazoa, Nematoda, Chromadorea, Rhabditida, Strongylidae. The record is from the annotation of a GenBank genome assembly.